This is a messenger RNA of Bolinopsis microptera, 948 nucleotides long. RefSeq names its product general transcription factor 3C polypeptide 3-like. Lineage: Eukaryota; Metazoa; Ctenophora; Tentaculata; Lobata; Bolinopsidae. Gene Ontology annotation, cellular component: transcription factor TFIIIC complex. Gene Ontology annotation, molecular function: protein binding. The transcript has 4 exons. Gene Ontology annotation, biological process: transcription by RNA polymerase III. The record is from RefSeq and is a predicted model, not a curated record. Bases 144 to 677 code for a protein of 177 amino acids.
UUCUUUACAACCACCCAGAUACGCCCGGAAUCUGGAAUAUUUUCUACUCUAUCCGACACAGACUCCCUUAAUACCGUCUUCAUCGACUGGGUGUAAGAUGGCUUCACAAGAACAGAGGCUCUUUCAACGGUCUCUUCCUCAACAUGCAGAACAGUUAUUAUUCUCGGCACUAUAAAGCAGCCAUCGCAUUCUUCCGGCAGAUGUUAGGACAGAGACCCAAAGACAGCACCGUUUACUUCCACCUGUCCCUCUUCUACCUGCACUACGCGUGCAGCAAGGGACUUGAGUUCGUCUCACGUCGUCAUGAGAUGGCGGUGCAGGCCAUUGCGUGUGUUCUUAUGUACCAUCAACUGAGGGGGCCUUGUCAGGAAACUUACUAUAAUAUUGGUCGUUGUUACCACCACUUGGGCUUAUUCCACUUCGCGAUACUCUACUACAAAAGAGUCAUCGCCACCCCACCGUCAUCCCCCAAAGAAGUACAGCUACAGAUUGACAAGAUGAACAGGAUCAUCGCCAGGAACAGAGACAAAUCCAGGGAUAUUAAGUCGGGUCAGACUACACCUCGUAACAAUGAGAAUUCUCCUGAAAAUGACAUCAGCCGUGAAAACAGUCCCACUAAUAAGAAAGGUGGUCUUGCUAAGGAAGGGAUAAACCAUCCCGACUUCCCGAGGGGAUAAACCCUUCCGAGGGGAUAAACCCUCCCGAGGGGAUAAACCCUCCCGAGGAAGGUAUUGAGAAAAUGUUAGAAACUGGAGAUCAUGUUGAAUUAAAGGAUAUCGAUCUGACAAGGGAGGCAGUUUUUAAUAUGUGUCAGAUUUAUGAGGCUUGUGGAAGUGAACACUUAUAUAGCAAGACAGUUGUUGUACCAAUAUUCUGUAGUCUGACAAAAUUUUCACUGCGAUGUUAUUACGUUCUUUACACGUUUCAAUUUCUUGAUCUUUAUUUUUA